ACUGGUUCGGUUCAGUUGAAAGAAAUCAAAAGUUUAGAAAAGCCAUUCCAAACAACCUAUACCCCCGGGCCCGGAUACAAGUCACAGUGCAGAUCAUAACGCAGCUCUAAUUCCCCUAAUGUCACCAGAAACGAGUACCCAGCCAUCACGGCCUUCUAAACCAACCACUCGAAGUUCCAUCCGACAGUCACUCAAUUUCACGUCAGUAGGCAAAGCCUUGGCGGAUGUAAUCAACAAGGAGUCCCGCGACCGCGAAAAACCUAAUGAGAAAGCCCUGAAGAAGUCAAAGGACUCUUCAAGACGCCUCAGUGCUAUUAUGAAUACCAGCGCAAUCCCCCAAGCUAAUAACGCCACUGCAUCAGCAAAGUCAAAGUCUCCAAUUCCGGGGCACGCCAAGGAGGACACUUCUCCAUCCACAAAGACAGUCACUCGUAGUAUCAGGAGACAGUCUGGUCUCCUCAAACCCGCUCCAGUUUGUGACGAUAUGGGGCUAAAGGUACUAGAUGCUGCUGGUAUCAGUCCUACCAUGAAGCGUUCGUCUACGCUACGCCCAAGAACCGCUCCUGCGCCCACAUCUUCUGCAUUGCCGAAAUAUCGGCCAAAGUCCACUCUCAUAGAGUCUGUUCUCCCAAAGAAACCUGUAUCUCCCGCUCGCGCCGGCACUCGCAAGCGGCUGAGCACAUCAGAGGAGGAGGACAAGGCUCAUGCCCACUCUCCCGAUGGCAACCAUUCCCUUGAGAAGAAGAAGUCUAAGAGGCCGAUCAGUCCUCUACCCCAUAGAGCACUUACGGUGAAGGUUAACUUGCCUAACCUCACCCCCCCUUCAACGCCUUCCAAGACCAACAAAGCGUCACCAGCGAAGAAGGCCUCGCCUGCCAAGGUAGAUUCCGCACGACCAGCUAAAAUCAUAAAGACGACCGCUACAUCAUCUACGUCUAGGUCAAACAUUGCACGGCCUCCAUCGUCUUCAUCGUCUCGUAGCUCUGUCUGCUCGCAGAGUUCACCUCAGACACCUUCCAAGAGUGGCCUUGGGUUCGGACGCUCGAAAAAUAAUCAAGCAUCCAGUCCCCUGCGUUCUACCGGUCGUCCUGCUCCGGAGUCUCCGCUUGCUCAUCACACUCGUCAGCUUUCUGCUGCGACCCUUGGCAGAGAUACAACACCCACCCCACUGUCGCAGCUUGCGGAGGAAGACAGCGAAGACUCCAUUGAAGCUGAUGAUGUAGAGCUUCUCCUUGCCCCUGCUGCCCCUCUUGGGGCACCCACACCUGCGAUCCCCAGGAUUCGGGCUGUUCGACCUCAAAACCAUGAGUCAGAACUUCAAACGCCCUCACGCCCCUCACAACUCCUUCCUACACGGGCGAAUCUUUCCUACCUGUCGCCUGUACCUUCGAUGUCACAGAGCUCGCCUCGCCUCCGCCCUCCCCAAGCCAAUGGCGCAAAUCGUGGUUCAAUAAUGUCUUGGGAACAAUUAGCACAUGACGGAUCACAGAUAAUUGGACAGGAAGAGGUGGAGAAAAUGCUGUCAGAGAUUCAGGCGCCCUUUACGCCAAUUACCCCCUCACCGAACGUCAGUGUCCUCGCACUUGAAGUUCCUGAAAGCCCCUGUCUCUCUGCUCUGCCAUCUCCGGGUGGCUAUGGGUCUAUAUCCCAGGUUUUAUUGCCGGACGUUACGCCAUCGCCCGCAAUGCACCACCUUAACCAAGUGUUCGAUACGUCCACGGAGCUUCCCCCUCCUAUGGACUCGGGCACCGUCACUCUACUUCGUUUACAAGUGGCAUCCGCCGAGAACACAGCGCAGGAACGCCUCACCCGUCUGCAGGACCUGGAGGAGCAGCUGCAUGCUGCUACACAAUCUCGUGUUCAGGAGACCGAAGAACUCGCGAAGCAAGUCUCCUUCCUGGAGAAACAGCUUCGCAUAAGCGUUGAGGCGAGGGAGAGGCUGGACGAGGGACGCGCUGCCUUCACCGCAUCCCUGCAGGACCAGUUGCGUCACGCAGAAGCUCGCGGCGAGCAGGCAACUGAUGCUGCUUUUGCUCGCGGACAAGAAGAGGCUGCUGCAUCGUGGGCUGAUUUGCUCAAUCAGAAGCAACAAAAAUGGGAAGUAUGUUCCCUUGCUCGUGAGAUUAAAGUGGAAUGGGCUUCUGUCAGAGGGCAGGCGGAGGUAGAACAAGAGUUUCUGCGUGCGAACCGCGAGACGCUGAAUGUAUUCCUGGCUAUGCUGGAUCAAAGCCAGAUGCAGAUGCAGGGCCUGCUUGCUUGAGCGACGUGAGUGCCACCAGAAUCUGACUUGGCAGCAAGUUUUCUGAACGUCGGGUUACAGACUUAUGCUUAUGACCUUCAUCUAUUCCUCGGAUCAAUUUGUACUACAUAGAUGACCUCACUAUGCCCGUUGACUAGAUUAUUACCGCCGUGAGGCAUCAGCAGCACACUCGUGUACCGAUAGCACACAGUACCAAUUGUCUAGCCAUUACUACGAAUAGUCGUAAUGAACAUACCAAU
Messenger RNA from Suillus paluster, 2499 nucleotides. RefSeq lists its product as uncharacterized. Bases 119 to 2260 code for a protein of 713 amino acids. The record is from RefSeq and is a predicted model, not a curated record. NCBI's taxonomy places the organism in Eukaryota, Fungi, Basidiomycota, Agaricomycetes, Boletales, Suillaceae. The transcript has a single exon.